Messenger RNA from Anastrepha ludens (Mexican fruit fly), 9511 nucleotides. RefSeq names its product homeobox protein prospero (gene pros). Bases 1716 to 7643 code for a protein of 1975 amino acids. Gene Ontology annotation, cellular component: nucleus. The transcript is spliced from 5 exons. The record is from RefSeq and is a predicted model, not a curated record. Lineage: Eukaryota; Metazoa; Arthropoda; Insecta; Diptera; Tephritidae. Gene Ontology annotation, molecular function: DNA-binding transcription factor activity, RNA polymerase II-specific; RNA polymerase II cis-regulatory region sequence-specific DNA binding. Gene Ontology annotation, biological process: regulation of transcription by RNA polymerase II.
UUGCAGGACGAUUUAUAAUGGAUGGCGGAGAUAAAUAACACUUUGUUUGUGAGAGACUUUUGAAUGCUCGUGAGGAUAGAGGAUUCUAAAUUUAAACGGCCAAUAAAAAAUUAUUCAGCAAUGAAAAUUAUUUAAUACUACGAGAAUAUUUGAUGCGAUUUUUUAAUUCAAAUUCAAGGAAGUCGAAAAUAAACUGAAAUCAUAAAGAUUAGAUUACUAAACUGAAAUAAUUAAACAAUGCCUCAUGCAAAAAUGUUAUAAAAAUUAAAUGCUAAAGACAUUCGCAUGUGUGUGGUGGUGGAAAGAAAAAUCAAAACGAAAUUCAUUAUUAGAAACAGAAAAAAACGUAGAAGACGGAGAAGACGUAAAGAAGCAAAAAAAAAAAAAAAACAACAACGAGUCCAUCGUUAUUGAAAACAGCGUCAAAGUUGAGAACAAAAUUCUGGAUUUUGGCGAGAUUGAACCUUGAGACCCUAGCGGCCUUUGAAGAAAAGGAAAAACAAAGUUAAGGUAUAGCAGCAAAUAUAAAAAACAAAUCCAGGGAGACUUAUCAAGUGGAAAUUGACCGACCACGAAACGAGCCAAAAUAUAACACAAACAUAAACAGAGAAAAUAAUCAGGCAGGCGAGCACAAGAAAUCAGCACGACAUUUUUGCAAGAAACAAUAUCGAAAUCAUUGAUAAGCAUAUUUGAAUUGACGAAUUACCAAGAAAUUGUGUGUGCCAAAACGAGACACCAGUAGAGGCACCCUAGAAAAAUAAAUAAACCGCCCAUACGUUCUACAUAAUUAAGAUGUGUCGCAGAUCGACUAGCAGAAUCUGUAUGCAAACUAUAGAGCGCUAAAUAAAAGAAACAACAGCAUUUAAAUAAAUACUCGCUCAAAACGGCGGUGAAUUGGGAGAACUCAAAAAAGAACAAUACCAAUACAAGAAACGAAUAUCAAAAAAAACAACACCGGCGUACACGUAAAGCGUAAGCGUAACUGUUGCAAGAAUAUCCAAAUCUCGACUCUGCUGAUAUCUAUGUGUGAGUAUUUGACUGAGCCUGAGCCAAUCCAACUAAAACACAUUUAAGCAACAACAGCAAUAACAAUACAAUUGCUAUAACAGCAUCGAACAACGAAUAUCGACGAUUCCAAGUAGAAGGGCAACUGCAAAGAACUAAAACCUAAGCCGCCCAAUACAUGCUAAAACUGCUAAAACAAAAACUUAGAGCGAGCAAUUCCCAAGCUGCCAUAGAGGCCGUUGUAGGACUGGGCAUAUAUAUGUGAGUGUGUGUGAACUGUUUAUUGGUGUUGGUGAUUGUCUAUUAACAGCUCACAUAAGUAAUAAAGUAAAUUCUACAACAAAAACAAACAAGAGAAAUUUCUGUGUGAAAGAAAAGGCAAAAACUUGGUGAGCCAAUAGACGAUCCACGUACGAACAUACACGCAUACACACAACACUGCCAGCGUCGUCGUCGUUUUGCGUUUGUUUGUGUCUGUGAAUGCUGAUUGUGUGACCAUUGUACGCAGUCCAAAGGCUGCAGUAGCGACAAAACCAGCUGAGUGAGAAUAGGAGCGCUAACAGAGAAAUACAGCAGAGUCGGAGAUUAAGUUGGUUAAGUGGUAGGACAAGGUAAAGAGAGUAAAUAAAAGUUAAGGCGAGAGCAGUCAACUCGCGACGGCGGCAAGCGUUGAGAGAAAAUAAUUACUUCGCCGAGGCUGUUGGCAUCUUAUGAUGUCAUCAGAGGAGGAUACAGAGUGCUUCGGAUUGUACAGCGAUGAUAAAUUACUACUAAAGACGGCGACAGUAGCAUUGCCAGCGCUGACAACAUCCUCAUCUACGCCGCCGUUGUUGGAAUUGGAAACCGAUACUGUGGUGAAGCAAGAAGUGCUAACACUACCACCACCAACAGCACCGAUUCAGUCGGUUAAGAGUGGAAAGAGGAACCUCAACCAAAAUAACAACAACAACAGUAUCGCAAACGGUGGUAGUAAUAAGAGCAACAACAUCAGCAGCAAUAACAGCAAUAACAGCAUUGGUCCGACUCCCGAAGAAGCACACGAAAUUGAGCGCGUCGGCAACGGUGGCGACAACGACGACGACGACGACGACGACGACGAUAGCGACGUUGUUGUCGUACUCGAAGGCGUCGCAAGCAGCAGAGAAGUCACAACUAAUAAUCAGAGGCAGAAUCGCAUUCGUAACCGUAAUCGUAGUCGUAGUCGUAGUUGCAGUCACGGCGGUGCCAUUGGUAGCAGUGGUGGCAAACAACAAGUCGUGCAUGUUAGUGAGCGAGUCAGCGAAAGUAGUCCGUGUGGUGCCGUCAACAAGAUAAUAACAUGUACCGCUAGCUUGUCAACGCGUUCGAAAUCAACAUUAUCGUCGUCGAAAUCGAGCAAAAAGAACGCGUCCUUAACAUCGAGUGAACAUCUUGUGAAUAAGAACAGUAAUUCAAAUAAUUUGAGUAGUAAUAAUAAUUGUGCCAGUAUAAAUAACGUGGAUGAUAGUAGUGUGGCAAAUUUAGAAUCGAAACUAUUGGCGUCGGUACCAUCAUUUAGUUCGCCGCAGUUAUCCAGCGUCACUGGAUUCCAAGAAAAUACAAGUCCUACGCCGUUGCCAUUAUCGCAUUCGCCAACGACGUCAUCUCCGCUUGUGCCGUCAACAGCGACUGCCUUCAUGAGUAGUGCUGCUGCGGCUGUUGCGGGUGCUGCUGGAGGAGCUCUAUACGGAGCCUUAUUGAAUCAGAACACUUCGUCGGCCAAUAACAAUAUCAACGGUGUUAACGUUAACAACAUUCCACAUAACAGUUCAAACGCCUCUGGAUCCGCUUCCUCAUCGCCAACAGCGUCACUGCUGUCCGGCAACUUUACAGCGGCUCUCGGUAGUCUCUUCACGGCAAACGGUUUCGGCUCAGCAAAAAUGUUGAAUGAAUUAUUCGGUCGUCAGAUGAAGCAAGCACAGGAUGCUACCAGCGGGUUGCCCGCUAAUCUAGACAAUGCCAUGUUAGCCGCGGCAAUGGAAUCUGCCUCGAGCGCUGAAUUGCUUAGCGCAGCAGGGCUGGUGAAUAGUUUAGGCCUCAAUGCCACAAACAAGUUGCUCAAUAAUAAUACAAUAAAUAGUUUGAAUAGUUUAAGUAACGCCAGUGUGUCUGCCACAUCUGCUCUAAAUAACGGCAAUUCCACCGCUGAUAACCAGCAAUCAUCUAAUACCCCGUCUGCCUCUCAAUCGCCUAAGAAUCGACGCGUAAGCAAUUGUAGUGAUCGGUCUUUGGAAGAAGUUAAUUCGCGUGCCGUUGAUUUGAAUUCCCCGCCGCGUGCACCUUCAACCAGCUCAACGUCCGCGAUAGCUGCUGUGACCGCUUCUGAGAGGACCUCGCCCAACAUUCAGCGGCAGCAGCAGCAGCAGCAACAGCAGAAUGAAUUGGCUCACCAUAUGUUGCGAAACAUAUUGCAAGGUAAGAAGGAGCUGAUGCAACUCGAUCAGGAGCUGCGCUCGGUGAUGAAUCAGCAGCAGCAACAACAACAACAACUUUCAGAUAACCACAAUACGCUCAAGCAUAACAAUAACAAUUUGUCUGCUGCCAACAAUAACAAUGUCGCUGACAAGGAAUCGAGCAAUGUAAUAAAUCUACUGGAGGACACUAUGUCUGAUAUAAAGAUCAAAUGUGAACCUAAUCAGAUGCCAAACAAUUCCGACUCCGCAACAACGGAGCAUGGCAAAUCGUCUGAUUCUGAAAUAGCCGAUUCGCAGCAGGACGAAGAUCAACACUCUGAAGAUGAUAACAUGGAUCAACAGAAUAUGGACGAUCCAGACGAGCAACAGCACUCAGGAUUACCGGUAGGUGUAACCAAGAAGGAAGCAGACGAAAUCCUGGAGGACGUAGAAUUGAUUGGAAUGAAUUCUCGCUCCGAUUUAGAGUCCUUGGCAUCUCCUAGCCAGUCCGAAAUGAUGCUCUUAGAGAACAGCAAGGACGAGUUGGAAGAGGAACUUGAAAAGGAUGUUGCUGCCACCAUGUCCAAGAAGCCAGGUAUGGAUAUGAAGAGAGCUCGUGUUGAGAAUAUUGUCACCACAAUGCGUUCCAGUCCAUCGUCACAUCAGUCGCACUUACAAGUGAAUGGCUGUAAGAAGAGGAAAUUAUAUCAACCACAACAACACGCAAUGGAACGAUACGUAGCGGCUGCUGCCGGCUUGAAUUUCGGAUUGAACUUACAAAGUAUGAUGUUGGACGAGGAAGCGUCCAAUGACACGGAGUCACCACAGAUCCAACAGAAGCGAGUGGAGAAGAACGCACUCAAGUCGCAGUUGCGCUCAAUGCAAGAGCAGCUGGCUGAAAUGCAGCAAAAAUAUGUGCAAUUGUGCUCACGAAUGGAGCAAGAGUCGGAAUGCCAGGACAUUGACGAUACUGCCAGUGAUAGCAUGGAACAUGACGCCAACGGCGUUGACCUCUCUCCAUCACCAUCCCUAACCGGAGAAUCAGGUUUGAAUGACAAAAUGCAACAGGAUGUCGAACGGCCAAGCUCUACUUCGCCAACUCUCCCAAUGAAAUCCCAAAAACAGCUAACCUCACAAAAUUCAAUGGCCCUGGACAGUGCUCCGAAUGUGUUAUCGCAAAUGAUGAGCAAAAUGAUGUCAUCGGGAUCACUUGUGUCCCAUCCGCACAUGCAACAAUCAUUUAACGGCCCAUUACCGCUGUUGCAACACAUGCCACAGCUGCAAGGCGAUACAAGUGCUGCCCACUUAUCUCACCCCGCCAUAAGUAAUGCUGCCGCCAUGUACUUGGGUCAACAGUUCUUUUUUGAGCAAGAAGCUCGUAUGGCCAAGGAGGCUGCUGAACAGCAAGAACGGCAGCAGCAGCAGCAACAACAGCAACAUCAACUGCAGCAACAGCAACAAAAACAACAACAGGAGCAGGAACAGCAGCGACGUUUUGAACAGGAGCAGCAACAGCGCCGCAAAGAGGAGAAACAGCAACAACAACAGCAGCAAGCCCAGCAACACGCCGCACAACAACUCCAACGGCAGCAACAAUUGCAGCAAAUGCAUCAGCAGCAACAACAGCAUAUGGAGCAAACUACGUCUACUGUCUCCCUCAGCCAGCCAACGCGCCCACAGCUGCAUCACAACCGACUUCAUCAGCGCCACGCUAAUCACUCUUCACUUAAAUCAGAAUUGUCAGAAAAAUUCAAUAUGCUGCGAUCCAGUUCGAAUUCGAUUAUGCGAAUGUCUGGUUCCGAUCUGGAAGGACUUGCUGAUGUGCUGAAAUCGGAAAUUACCACUUCCCUCUCCGCAUUGGUUGACACAAUCGUCACCCGAUUCGUGCACCAGCGCCGCCUUUUCAGCAAGCAGUCGGAUUCGGUGGCAGCAGCCGCCGAACAACUAAACAAAGAUUUGCUCAUGGCGUCCCAGAUACUGGACCGCAAGUCACCGCGUACAAAAGUCGCCGAUCGUUCGCAAUCAAACGUCGUCGUUAACAGUAACACAAACAAUGCGAAUUCAGCAACGGGACAAUCCAUUGUAAGCGGAAAUACUGCCGUCAACGCCGCAGCGGUUCAAUCAGGUAAUAAUGGUUCUCUUCUUCUAGUUAAUAAUGCUUCCUCAACUAACCAAUUGAAUAACGGCCAUAACGCUAAUGUCUCUAAUAAGCACCUGGGUCACUUGCAGUCCACUGUAGGUAACGGUUCCCAAAUGCAUGUCGGCCCAGGCCCCGCUGUAUCUGUUGGCGGUGUCAAUGUGCCUCAACUCACGCUUACCAAUAGCCAAGCAAAUGCUUUGGCGAACUCAAGUGGUCAGACAAAUACACAGCACGCACAACAAAUGGCCCAAAUGUCGGCAUUGAAUGCGCAAAAUUGCCAAAGUCUCAUCGCCGCUCCGCGUCUUAAUGGCAAUCAGUUGUCGUUUCCGUCGCCAGCAGCGGCAGCAGCUGCGGCAAUGGGUCUGCAAAUGCAUCAUGCAGCAGCUGCAGCUGCAAUGUCUGCGGCCGCUGCUAAUCAGCAAAAUCACAAUCAGCAGAUCGCGAAAGAUAGUUCUGGCCAGAACUCUAUGAAUCCGAGUCUAAACAUGAACUCGAAUCCAAAUACAAACAAUACUAACAAUAGUUUAAGCACAAUUAAUAUACCACCUCCUCAUAUUCGUCCUUCGCCCACAGCGGCAGCAAUAUUUCAGGCACCAAAAACACCGCAAGGGAUGAAUCCGGUCGCUGCUGCUGCACUCUACAACUCCAUGGCCGCCGGCGCGCCCAACCAGAUGAACCCCUUCUGCAUGCCGGAGUCACGUGAAGCCCAACAGCAGCAACAACAGCAACAGCAACAACAGCAGCAGCAACAACAACAACAACAGCAACAGCUAGAACAGAACGAAGCCCUUAGCUUGGUGGUGACACCGAAGAAGAAGCGCCAUAAGGUGACCGACACACGCAUCACACCGCGCACCGUCAGCCGCAUACUGGCGCAGGAUGGUGCUGUACCUCCAAAUCCUGUGACUGCAAACACCAUGCUAGAUGGCGCUGGCAAGUUCGGCGCCAUGGGCGUACAGCCUAACCAGCAACAGUCGCAGCCUAAUCCGAACCAAUCUAACGUAGGCAACAACAGCGCCAGUACAACACCAGUCAAUGUGAACACGCCCGGCAAUAUCGGCAAUGUGAAUACGACGCCCGUACAAAGUCCCUCGCCUCGUGCUCAAGCGCCGACCUAUCAUCCGCCGCCACCACCACCACCCAUGUUGCCCGUGUCGUUGCCCACCUCUGUGGCCAUACCCAAUCCUUCGUUGCAUGAGUCGCAAGUCUUCUCACCCUACAGUCCAUUCUUCAAUCCACACCCGCCGCAUGCACCACCACCACCACCCCCUCAUGGUCCACACGGUGGUGCACACAGCACGCCAACCGCUGCCCAAAUGCAUCAUAUGAAGAUGUCGUCAAGCCCACCCGGCCUCGGCGGCCUAAUGGACUCGCGCGAGUCUCCGCCACUUCCACAUCCGCCAUCUAUGCUGCAUCCUGCCCUACUAGCCGCCGCCCAUCACGGCGGCUCACCCGACUACAGCGCGCACCUGCGUGCAGCCAUGGACGCACAGGACCGCAAUUCGGAUUGCAACUCUGCGGAUAUGCAGUUCGAUGGAAUGCAGCCAACGAUAUCAUUCCUGAAGCAGCAAAUGAUCAAAAAUAGCGACUCCUUGACUCCACUGCACUCAUCAACACUAACACCAAUGCACCUGCGCAAAGCCAAACUAAUGUUCUUCUGGGUGCGGUACCCGAGUUCUGCGGUACUGAAGAUGUACUUCCCGGACAUCAAGUUCAACAAGAACAAUACAGCACAAUUGGUGAAAUGGUUCUCGAAUUUCAGAGAAUUCUACUACAUCCAAAUGGAGAAGUACGCGCGUCAGGCGGUUACCGAAGGCGUUAAGUGCGCCGAUGAGCUACAUGUUGGCGGUGACAGUGAGCUUUAUCGUGUUCUGAAUCUGCAUUACAAUCGCAAUAACCACAUUGAGGUACCACAAAAUUUCCGCUUUGUUGUCGAACAAACGUUGCGCGAAUUCUAUCGCGCCAUCCAAGGCGGCAAGGAUACCGAACAAUCGUGGAAGAAAGCAAUAUAUAAGGUCAUCUCCCGUAUGGACGAUCCAGUGCCCGAAUAUUUUAAGUCACCCAACUUUUUGGAACAAUUAGAAUAAGAGGAAAGUGAACGCAAUCGCGUUAUUCACAUGCUUCGUACAAAUUUGAAACGCAAAUCUAAAUCAAGUAAAUCUUCGAAAGUUAUAACAGCAGGAACAACACCAACAGCAGCAGCAACAUCAUUAACAAGGCAUGCAGCAUCAGCACCGAUGGCGGCAGCAUUAACAAAAACCGCAGUUAUAGCUACAACAACAACAGCUACACCAACAACCGAAGUAGCGAAUUUAGCCAGCGCAGCCCUAAACGAAACAUACCAACAAAAUUUGGCGAGCAUAAAUUAAGUUGAAGCCACUUGUAUUAAUUCCUGGCCCUUAUGAUUUACAACUUUUUUUUAAUUCGGAUGUAAAAUAGGUAGAGCCUUUUAGACAUCGCAGAAUUUUGAAAAAUAGCAGAAGUUAGAAGGCUUGCAGCCAAAAAUGUACAAAACAAUCAUUGAGAGAAAUUUUAACAAGACAAAAUUUAGAAUCGAGACAAAACACAAUAACGAAAAACGACAGCAAAAAACACUUCGGAUUGUGACACAAGUACACAUACAUAUUUAGAUUCACAUUUGAAAACAUAUUUUUGGUAAGGCUUGGGACUCAUGCCAGGUUUUCCAGCCAACCAAAAUAAUAUUCGAAAGAUGUGUGUGAUUCAAAAGAGUUGCAUACAUAUAUGAAAAAUUUAUAUAUAAAAUUUCUGACGAAAACCAAAAAUACGACGUAUAUGACAAAAACAUUUCGACAAUACAAAAAAGAUGAUUUGUUGCCCAAAAGGUAAUUUUGAUGCUACAGGCAAAUCCUUAACUUCGCAAAUAUUUAUAUAUCUUUGACUCAUAAAUUCACUUGCACAACGCGCAUUGCGUUCACAAAAAAACCAAAAAAAAACACAUACGAAAUACGAAAUACGAAAAAAAAAAAGUUUCAAAGAGCAAACGAUAAGGUCCUACUUGUUAAACGAUUGUGGGUAUUUUACAAAUUAUUUCAAAAAGACGAGCACCAAAAAAAAAAAAAAAAACAUAUCCAGCUUUAUUUUAUUACGAAAUAUUCAUAACACUAAUCGUGCAUGACACACUCGCAUUCUUUCGGUGGAUGGCACUACGACUCUAGCAAUAGCAGAAGCAACGUGUCUCUCAAAACUAAAUCACUCACACAUACAUACAACUAACCAUAUGCACAUACACGUUUUAUACAUAGCAACAACUGCCUUAUGUGAUGAAAAUCGGAAAUUGUGGGCCUUUGGAUUCACAAAUAAAUAGAAGUGUAAAUGAAAAUCAAAAGAAAAACCCAGAAAUAAAUUCGCACUCAUACCCGAGAGUGUAAACUGCAACUGCUAGAAAAGAGAGGUCAGAGAACAGUUCUAAAAGCACAACCAUGCGUAGAGAUAACUGUACGUUGAACAUGCUCUACAUGCAUAUGUAUAUAUAUAUGAAGUUUAAUACAAACAUACAAUAAGACUAUGAAUUUAAAAAUAUUUAAAAAACAUCUAAGAACUCUACAACUGCAUUAACAAUAAUUUGACAAAACUAUUUAAUAGAACUCAGUUUACAAACACAAACCCAUACAGACACACAAACGCCCAUAAACACAUAAGCAUGAAACUGACAUGCAUGGUUGGAAAUUGCAGGGUCGCUUUUUGAGAACGACUCCUAUUUGUGCAGAUCUCUUUUGUUUUUUUGUUUUUUUUUCUUGCUUGGAACAAAGUAAAGUAGCCCGUUACGACUGCGUAGAAAAUGAGUAUCAAGAGAGCUAAAAUUGAAAUGUGCUUACAUAAGAAAUACUUUAAAAGAGCAAUGAAUUUUGAAUAGGCGCAUUUUAGCGUGAAACUGAAAUAUGUACGAGAUGGCGCAAAAUUAAUCAUCCACCAUUUUGUUUUUGAAUAACUUUUU